Messenger RNA from Penicillium samsonianum, 225 nucleotides. RefSeq lists its product as uncharacterized. Bases 1 to 225 code for a protein of 74 amino acids. The record is from RefSeq and is a predicted model, not a curated record. The transcript is spliced from 2 exons. Lineage: Eukaryota; Fungi; Ascomycota; Eurotiomycetes; Eurotiales; Aspergillaceae.
AUGAUCCAAUCGGGACUUCCGCCUUGGCGGCGGUGUGGCCCCCUCGCCUUGAAUCCUUCGGCUGUUCAGAGGCAGCCUCUUCGCCGAUCGUACCAGAGCGUGGAGCGCGGCGAACAAAACCGUCGACCGAUCCUCGGCUUGCAAUUUGCACAGUUCCCGAUCCUACUCAACUUGGGGAUUGUGGACACGUCCAAGGAGGAUGUCAUUUUGCGGCGACGCGUAUAG